CUUGUGCCAGAAACACUUUCCAUCUUGAAUUUCUGCAAAAGACUGUUUAUAUUCUAAACAGCCAAUCAGAGGCUAAUGUAGAAGAUAUGUCGAUCUGAACUACUUUGCCAACCUGUUUAAGUUAAAUGGGAAAUGGCCUCGAACGAAACAUGUUCAGACUGUGUGUAACCGCACUCAUCAGCUGAACAUGUUCACCUGAAGUAGUUCAGACUCCCGUGUAACCGCGCCCUAAGAUACAGUUAUUUACAUAUUGACUUAGCUGAUUUGGCUGUUGUAUAAUGUUUAUCUGGCAGCUGAAUUGUAGUUCCAUGCUAUAUAAAUGGUUUAAUAUCAAGGUAUAUAAGAUUUAAGUAAGAAGCUUCUAUUAUAAUUUACUACACAGGUCCAUUGUAAGUGGGAAAUGGAGUCUGAUGUGGAAAGCUGUGAUGUAGUUGAAGUUCUUCCUACCCAGGAAAGAUUUUCACAGAGAGAGAUAUUUUCCUUGUUCCUGGGUACAGAUAUUGCCAGUGCACCUGAGCAGGUUCCUCCAUGCUUAUUUAUGCAAGAAAUGUUGAUGACAACGGAGCAGAGGAAUCAGAAAUUAGCUGUGCCGCAGACCAACUCCAAAUAUGAAAAACUUUUCGGCCUGGAUAAUGUUUUCAGGAUUGUUCCACGGAUAAUACUAUUUCAGUGUGUUAAACCAGGGGAUACCAGCACGGUUGCUCUGUCCAUUCGGAAUGCUGGCAAGAUGCCCAGACCUCUUCGCAUGGCCUCCACAAACUCUCCGAACUUCCAAAUAAACUACAAAUCUCAGGAUCUUGUGAUGCGUGUGGCUCCAGGACUUUCUGCUGUUUUCGAGGUCAAGUUCCUGCCUGAUGAAUUCAGGGACUACAAACACGAGAUAACAUUCUUCACGGAGCUUUCCAAAAUCACAGUUCCCGUUUAUGCGAUCGGACCUCGCCCACUUCUGGAUUUUCCAGAUUCCAUUUGUAUGCCUUCCACAGCUGUAAAAAUUAGUUCAACUAAAUCCAUCAUAAUUCGCAACAUGGGGGAGAUACCAGCUGUUUUCGUCCUCUCCACUGAAAGGCCGUUCGUGAUCCACCCUGAAAGAGCCAUUCUCGCAGUCGGUGAACUGAUGCAAGUUAUAAUUACCUUCACUUGCUUCAAGGCUGGAAGUUUUGCUGGCAAGCUUAAUGUGAACUACGAGACAGGUGAAAGAUUGGUCGUUAGUCUUCACGGAACGGCGAAAAAUGACAACAUCGAACUGAGUCGUGACACUGUGCAGUUCCAAGACACAUUUGUAGGCUUGAAGCGACAAGACAGCGUUACCUUGCACAAUGCAGGCAGUCAUGUGAUACAGUUUAAGUGGCUGUCAGCAUCAGAGGAAAAGGCUUUGGAGACAUCUGAGGAAUCAGGAUGUGAAGAAAACCUCUUCAGUGAUCCAAAUUUUUCUUUUAUCCCUCAAUCAGGGGAAGUUUGGCCCGGUGGUUCGGUGGACACGACCUUGAUCUUCGAGCCCAAGCACGGCACGGUGCACGAGGUGUCUGCAUGCUGCGAAGUGACGGGAAGGGAGUCUUGCAUCGCUCUGACUGUGAGGGGACGCGGACUGGGACCUCGCAUCGCGCUGAACCUAGAGUCUCUGGACGUCUCGUUCGUCUUCCUCGGCUCCGUGCAGAGUUACGAGGUUGUGUGUGCGAACAAGGGUGACAUCUGUGGAACGGUCAGCUACGCCGGCAAGCCCCUCUUGUUCGGCGGCGAACUGCGGUGCUCGCCCGCUAGCCACAGGCUGGCCCCCGGGGAGACGAGGGCGUUCGUGCUGAGCUUCUGCAGCAACCACUCGGGGGACUUCAGCGAGAGGAUCGCCUUCCUUGUCCAGGAGUCCCUCGAAGAAGUGGCGUUCACACUCAAGGGAAGAAUUAUCAAUCCAACUCUUCAUUUCACCAUUAGCGAACUUAAUCUCGGGGAAAUACCAAUAGGGUUUGUCACUGAGAAACGUCUGACGUUAUGCAACAAGACCCUUGUGCCUGUGGUGUAUUCUUUGAAGGUCAAGUCAGAUGGGAAUGAACCGAGUAUUACUUUUGAAGAGUAUGCUCGGAUGGGUGUGAAUAAAAUAAUUCCAACUUAUCCUCAAGAAUUUACUUUCGACCCAAUGGAAAAUGUGAUUGAGCCUUCAUCUUGUACUACUGUAAAGCUGUUCGCUGUCCCAAACAUUGCUCGUCACCGUUCGACUUCAGUAUUAGUGACGAUACACAACUCGGAGGACGAUCCUGCGAGUCUCCCGCUCACAUACGUUGCCGCGUACCCGCACAUUAUUGCUGAGCCAAGUGAUUUGACCAUGGAGUGUUUUAUCAAUUUUCCAUACAACCAGACAUUCACGCUGGUCAACGACUCUAACGUUAUUGGUUACUUCUACAUUCUUCCUCAGAAGGUGAAUGCAAAUAACCCAAUAACGUACUCCUUUGCUUUAAAUGAGUCAGUGAUCAAACCCAAGUCAAGAAUUGAUAUUCCAGUUACAAUCAUAACAAGUGAACUCGGAGUUCAGUCAACCACGAUCAAGCUGCUGGUGAUGGGGGCGGGGGAAGCGGUCGACCUGUGCCGGCUCACCUGCACCGGCCGGGGCCCCGUCGUCUCCGUGCAGCCCGACCGCCUGCGGUGGGGGGUGGUGGACCUGCUCCAGCCGUCCACCCGCUCCUUCUCCCUCGCCAACGACUCCCCCGUCCCGGCGCCCUUCCGCAUCACCGUCAGCAAGCGUUUCGGCAGGUGGACGGCGAGUCCCGACCAGGGCGUGGUGGGGCCGAACAGCGUCCUCCGGGUGGACGCCACCGCGAUCCUGACGGACGUCGGCAAAUUCUCGGCCAAACUGAGCGUCCAGGUGGGGAGCAGUCUCAGCCUGGAGGUCAGGAUGGAGGCCCAGGGGGAAGGAACGAGCAUAGUGGCCGAUCCCUCUGUGGUGCCCGAGCUCAACUUGGGCACCAUCUUCAGCCAUCAGACGGUUGAACGUCAAAUACUAUUAAAGAAUGAAGGAACCAAACAUCAUCAGUUGCAGUGGAGUUUCACUCCUGACGUGACGAAGGCUGGAAAAUUGUCAACGACGAUUUCAAAAAAGUCAAACUUUGAAAUAAUUACUGCAAAAAUGAGUCUAUUGCCAGAAGAAAGUUCAAAGUUAACUGUUAGAGCAAAAAGUGAAAGGGCGGAAACAGUGAGAGAGGAGCUGUAUUGCGCUGCUGUUAUCGAUAAUGCUGGCAAGUCGCAGCUAAUAUAUUCCACUUCCAUCACAGCCGACUUUGUGGACCCGCUCGUGGUUUUUUCUAAACCAGACCUGGUUUUCUGCACAAAUGUUCUAGAAGAUGAGCCUGAAGCACUUACAGACACUUUGCAGUUGGCGAACCAGACCAUCCUUCCUCUGACUGUCGUACUGCAGGCGGACGCUCCGUUCCACAUCGCCUCUGAGAAGGGAGACUGGGUCACCCAGACCACUCUGCGAAUGGAAGGAUUGUCGGCCGCCGAACUGGAAAUAUGUUUCGAUCCCACAUUUGCUGCAGAUCGACAUUCUAAAGUGGCUGAAGGUUUCAUAAGAGUGCACUUUGAAGAACAUCCACAAAAAGUGAAAUUUCCCUUGAGAGGUGAAGUGAACUUCCCCAACGUGAAAGUGGUAUCUGAAAUCGACUUUGGCUGUAUUUCAGUUGGUACCAAUGGCUGCAAAGAUAUUAUGUUGCAGAAUGUUAGCCCUCUACCAGUUGACUAUAGCUGGUCAUGGAUGCUUAGCAGUUCAGAUAUAGUCUUGGCUGAAAAUGAGCAGGACGAAGUGGACUGCAGCCAGUGGAGCAGGAGUGUUGGCGAGCCCAGCAAGCACAUCAGCUUCAUGGUUGUGGGAGACACCGGGGCAAGCAUCCUGAGGGGUCCGGGCGAGCCCCAGGCGCCCGCCGAGCCGGCAGAGGACGGACACGGCGCGGGGGUCGCCGGGGACCCGUCUUGGAAGAGCAGGCUGUUCCAGCUCGUCGCACCCUUUCACGUCGAGGAGCGUGAUGCGGAGGCCUUCGAAGUGUUGCCCGUGGAAAUCAAAGUACCGCCAGUUUUGAAGUAUUUUGAGGUGACGCCUCAUCGCGGCCACCUGGAGCCGUACGAGUCGACGGUGAUGUGGGUGUCGUUCUUCGGGGAGGACGCAGUGACGGCCAGCGUGGGAGCCCGCUGCAGUGUGAGGGGCGGCGCGACGGAGACCGUCAGGGUGAGCGCCGCGGCGUCCCGGGUCACGUACCGCCUCAGCAGGGAACGCGUUGAUUUCGGCAGUCAGGUGUUCUUGAAGAAGUGCCAGGACGUGGUGGUUCUGUGGAACCCCGGGAACAUGCCCUUCGACUUUGCGGUGCGGCACGGCCAGUCGGACAGCGACCCCCUGCACGGCAUGUUCGGGGUGGAACCCAUGUCAGGGCACUUGCCAGCCGGCGGGGAGAUCGCGCUCUCCGUCACUUUCCUACCGGGCGCCUCGGGGAAGUUCGUGGGGGAGUUCCAUUUGGAGAUAGCAUAUCUCAACCCUGUUGCAAUCCGUGUAGAAGGUUUUGGAUCGAUUCCACAACUGUAUGUGGAUCUUCCUCGACCUGCAUUGCUAGCUCUACCCGAAGCAAUGGGAUACAAGGCCAUUUCUGCUAUUGAGAAUGGUUGGCAUCCUCCAGAAAUCAUUACAGAUGAUAAUCUUAAAGAAAAUGUUACAAAUGAUGAUCCUGUAGACAAAGAUACAGUUGCAGAAAAUGGUUCUUUGGAAAAAUUUGCAGAAGAUGGUUCUAUGGAAAAAGUUGCAGAAAAUGGUUCUCUGGAAAAAGUUGCAGAAAAUGGUUCUCUGGAAAAAGUUGCAGAAAAUGGUUCUCUGGAACAAGUUGCAGAAAAUGGUUCUCUGGAACAAGUUGCAGAAAAUGGUUCUCUUGACAAAGUUGCAGAAGACGGUCAUACAGAAAAAGCUACAGAUGCUGGUUUAGAAAACUUUACAUUCAAUAAGUGUUUUCUUGAUGACAAGUUGAUGCUGGUUGACUGGGUAUUAGAGUGUGAAAAGGAUAGUUAUCCAAGUGUAGCUGAUACUGAGCUUGCUGUAGAGAGACUGGUUGCCUACAAACAUCUUGUGAACAAUCCACACAUUCUUCUCCAUAUCGGCUAUGCAAAUGAAACUAAGCCCAUUCCAGAGUUGUAUGUUCCUCCAUAUACAUUGGAUGUAGGAGCAGUCAUUGCUGGAACAGAAGUAAGUUAUGCUGUAUUGAUAACCAAUUCUGCGCCAUCAAACUUGUACGUGAAGCUGGCGAAAAUGGACCAAAGCAACAGUGGGAAAGAGUAUGGCUUUUCCGUAGGAUUAUCUAAGCAAAAUUUAUCUGUUGGUGGUUCAGCUGAAUUAUUGUUUACUUGGAAGCCACCAGUAAAAAAUUUUUCUACGAACAAAGAAGAUUUCAGCCUCUCUGUUAUCCUGGAGGUUGCUGGUGGUGCAAACAUCGCGAUAACUACUGUUGGUUUCAUCACAGUUCCAUCUGUGGUAGUUCAGCCUCUCAUCGUUGACUUUGACACAGUGAAAACUGGAUUCAAAAGAGUGAUGGCAGUAGUUGUGAAAAAUGAGGGUUGGGUACCAUGUAUUUGGAAAGCAGAAGUGAAACCCCAAUUAUAUGCCUCAAAAAAGAAACGUACCGAAGUUAUUGAAGAUACUGUUUCUGCUUUCACAGUAAAUGUAGUUGAAAAAUGCUUUGAUCUUGGUGUUGCUGAUAUGUUGGAAAUUAGUUUUACACCUUUUACUCCGGGUGAUCACAAAGCAUAUUUGGUUCUCACCAUGCAACAGAAUCCGAUUAAGGGUGUUGUGGUGUUGCAAGGAAAUGCAGUAGAGCCAAAACUCGCAAUCAGUGAAACGGAAAUCGAAUUCCCACCCUGUUUGCCUUAUCAGCAGAGCGAAGAAAGACAAUUCACGAUCACGAACCCAUGCACAUUUCCUGUGGAAGUGUUUCUAACAGACCUUGACAGCCAACUCAUUGAAGAAGAAAGGGUUUUGGAGGUGUUGUUCCGUCUCUACGAGACGAAGGUAUUGGUGCUACCAGAGAGAACACCAGGAGACAAACUACCCUAUGAAUUACUAGAGUUCUAUCAGUGUUUUUUGAAGAGUGUCAGAGAUGGUUUAAGAAGUAAAGAGAAAUUGCAAGAAACUACCAGAAAUUCUGAAGAAGUUGAGAACGACAAGAGCAAAGACCAGAAGAAAAUCGCUCCAGAUGCAUUGGUAGCAGCCAACAGAACCACUGCAGACACAGCAACGGACUUGCUUCACGAAGAUCCUCUUGCGUUGAAAACUGACGAAGAAAUAUUUUUGCUGAUAGAUGAAUACCUGGGGGAAAUGAAGAGAACCGGGGACUUUGCCCCAUGUGGAAACGACCCUCUGCAGAAAGUGCUAGCCAGUGCCCAGCCUGAGCUUCCGGCUGCCGUAGAAGGCUCGUCCAGAGACGGAGUGUUGAUUGUUUUUCACGGUGCUCCAUUGACAGAGAGUGUGUAUGCAGCACACAAGAUGGGUAAAACAUUAGGAAUACCAGUUCUUAAUAUUGACCAAAUAAUAUUGGAACAGGUUGUUUACGGAAACACAGUACUGGGAAGGAAAGUGUAUGAUUUAAUAAACACAGUGUAUAAGAGUGAACUUGAAAAUGGCAUUGAUAAAAGUUUAACUGUGCAAGAUAAUGAAAAUCAACAAAUUCCUGAGCAAUUAGAAGAUUUUUCAGGUUGUGAUUCAAUGGAAGAGAUUGUUUGGAAGGUAGCGUUUCUAGAGAAAAGACGCCAUGAGAAGCUCAAGCCGCUGAGCGCAGCCACGGGGAAAGGCGCGAAACGGCCCAAGAGUGGUGGCAGCAAGCCGAGCUCGCAGCGCUCGCCGCGUGCCGGGAAGGCCGGGACCAAUAAGCGCCAGCGCCAGGCGCAGUCUGCUCCCGUCGAAGACUGCAGCUCGCUCGCGGGCCUCCCUCUAGACCUGUUGCGCGGCCUGAUGGCGGAAAGUUUUCGCCUGCCCGGCUUGAGUCGAGGGCUGGUGGUGGAAAGUCUGAGGAGCACUUUCCUCCCGUGCGUGCCCGUCGCGCUGACCGCGCUGCUUGCGGCGGCUGGGAACGUCGCCCACAUCCUCGGUGUUGUCUCGAACUACUCGCCCGACAGCCACUACAAGUGGCUGUCCGAAAAAGAGCGCAAGGAAGAACUUGAAAAAGCUGCGCAUUACCAAACAAAGCUGGAGAUGUUUGAAAAUUUGGACGACAGUGAAAUAGAUAUGCUUGAAGCUGAUGACCAGGCAUUAUACGAUCAAAUGCAGUUAGAUAAAAGAAGAAAAUUACUGAAGUUAAGAAUUGAAGCUAAACAGAAAAAACAGCUGGAAAAAAAGGAGAAACAGGAUAAACGAAAAUUGAAGUCCAAGAAAAAAUCUAAAGAAAAGCCGGGUAAGAAGGCAAAGAAGAAGGGGAAGAGCGCGGAGAAGGUGGCGGGCCGCUCGGGCAAGUCCGAGACAAAGUCGAGCCACAGCGGGAGCAGCAGCAAGGGCAAGAAGAAGGGGCAGAAGUCCGCGGAGAAUAGCGCGGAGAAGGUGGCCUCGGGCAAGUCCGAGACAAAGCCGAGUCCCAGCAGGAGCAGCGGCAAGGGCAAGAAGAAGGGGCAGAAGUCCGCGGAGAAGGUGGCCUCGGACAAGUCCGAGACGAAGCAAAGUCGCAGCGGGAGCAGCGGCAAGGGCAAGAAGCUGCGAGGAGCCAAGAGCUCCAGCAGCAGAAAGGGCGCGGCCAAACGUUCACAGGAGACUGAAGCUAAUGGGUUAGAAAAAGAGAUUCUGUCGGCAUUUGGUGUUUACCAAAGUGACUUCUUUGAAAUUAUAAGCCUGUUCCAAAACUGGGACAAACAAAAAGGAGCUGUAGUGGGCACCAUGUCAGAAAAUAUAUUGUCUGCAGCACCAGCAAAAAAACUUAACAAAGCCAAACAAGAAAUGGAAUCUCAACUGCCAGCAUAUCUUAGUGUUCCUGUUUUAGGACCUAACGCCUCACCAGAGGCUAUUAAAAACCUUGGAAUUCCAGUUUGGGUUAUGAACUGCACAAGUCCGGAAACACCACCAGCGAACACUUUCGUACAAGCUCUCAUUGAUGAUACGCGUUUACAAGACGUGUUUGCGCUCCUGCGCAAGCCGCGCGAGCUGCUUCCUCCGGAAGCCGCCACGUACCUGUACGUCCUGCGCAGAGAGCCCAGGAGAGGCGAUGGCUAUUCGAGCGUGUUCCCGAUAUCUCCCGUGGAACCGGUGUUGCUCGACGCGCCACCCACGGAAGAGGUGGAUGACUCAAUCAAGACUUCAACUGAGUUGGAAAGUGCUCGGAAAUCAGAGAGAGGCAAACUGAAGAAAACCACCAGUAAAACUGACGUCUCACUUCCAUUGCCUUCAACACAGCAAAAUGGCAUCAGGAAAUCAAUAGCUGACUCUCCAGAUGAACGCGGCCAGUUCAGUAGCCGCUGGGUGCUGCCGCCUGGUGGGAGCAUCGACUGGAAGGUGGCGUUCGAGCCGAGGCAGGCAGGGGAGUACUCGCACACCUACACAGUGGGAGUGACAGCGUGGGACCGCCAGUACUCCGUCACGAGCCGCGGGACAUGUGGCCUCCCGGACGUCAGCACGAGUCCACAAGUCAUUUUCCCUCAGGUUUCUGAAACUGUGCCAAAAGAAAGAACAUUUUCUCCUACGUAUUUUAUUGAAAAUGAUGCAUUUGACUUGGGUUCAGUUAUUACCUCUAAACCCAAAGAUAAGAACUUUCAUCAAGUAACAGCAAGCCUUAACUUUGAGAAUGUAAGUCUUCUUCCUGCAACAAUUAAUUUCAGUUUUUUGGACAAGAUCACGGACAAGGUGGACUGUUUUACCUUCGAACCAAGUACACUUUUCCUAGAGCCUGGAAAACGUGAAGUACUUAAAUUGAUGGCUACUCCACAUUUGCUGGGACUUUUGUCCGAAGUGUUAGUUUGUAGCAUCAAGAACAAUCCUAAAGUACAUCUCUUCAAGAUAAUUUGCAGUGGAGCCAGGAUCGAGUUUGAAGUCGACGUCAAAAAUGUUGUAUUCGGCCCAUCAUUGUUGUAUCGUAAGGAUACGAAGAUUGUUACCUUGAAGAAUAAAAGUCCAGUUGCCCUUUUGUGGAGAUUUUUCGGCACUGAUUCGUUGAAAGCCGACUUUGAGAUGUCUGUCUCAGAAGGUGUUGUAAUUCCAUAUUCAGAGCAGCAAGUUCACAUUACGUACACUGCAUCCAAGAUACAGACGAUAACCAAGAAGCCAGUUAGGCUUGAAGUGUUCCUGGACGAGACGCACCACGAGCCUGCUUUGUCGGAGCUGGUCUCCCUGAGCGCGGAGACCUACGACGUGGUGGUGGACGUCAAGUUCCCCCCACCCGGCGACGACCAUCUCGACUUCGGGGCCUCCCUGGUCGGGCAGGAGCAGCAGCAGGCGCUGGUGCUCAGGAACAAGGGCAAAUACGACAUCUCGUUCAAGAUAACACGGAAUAAAGCUGCAUUUGAAAAAUACCGCAAACUGAAAGACAUGAUUGUGAUAAGUCCUGACUCUGGAGUACUGCUUCAUUCAAAGAAACCUUUCCCAGUCCAGGUAAAAGUGAAACCUCAAGAGGAAAUACAAAUAAAUAAAACACCUACAUUUAAUAUCACUAUUUUACAAAAUGAAAGUACAGUUGUUGCAAUUAUACCUAUUCAGUUGUCCAUGACUGCUUCAUAUGCAAACUUUGUGAUUGAACCUCUCCCGGAGAUCAAUUUUGGUCCACUGGUGGUGACAUCGAAGGAGUCAUUAAUUCUUAGCAUAAAAAAUAUUGGCUCAUAUGAGUUCAGAUAUAUUGUUGCAACUACAAACACUGUUGACCAACCACCUACUGAAAAAAAAAAGGGAACUGGUACUAAGAAAAUCAAAGAGAAGAAAAAGUCACAGAAGAAAGGUUUGAAAAAUUCAUCUUCAAAAGCUUCAUCAAAAGCUGACAGGACCGAAGCCAAACAACUUACGGUUGGCAUGUUCGUUGUGUCCUCUUCAACCGGCACGGUGGCGUCUUCCGAGUCUGUCCAGCUGCCAGUGGAGUGCGUCCUUAAUGCAGAAGGUGUCUUCCAGGAGAAAAUCUUUGUCCAUAUAUUUGGAAGUCGUCCCGAGUUUAAAGGGGGAGUUCCCGUACAACUUAUGGCACAAGGAUGUUUGCCAACUGUAGAUUACAAGAACAUUGAAAAUAUAUUUAGGGAGCACUACAUUUGUGAAUCAAUAGACUCAUUUGAACAUCGCAAUACUGAGGCCGGCGGCCACUGCAUCUUCAGCAAGGAGGACGAGACGCUGUGGUUCCGCAACGUGUGCGUGGGCACGGCGCUCUCCGCCCGCCUGAGGCUGUCGAACCCGGGGCUUGUGCCGAGCCUUCUCCACGCCUCGGCCGGCGGCGACCCCUUCUCAAUCGGCCCGCAGGACCUGGCGGUCACUCCGCUGAGCACCGAGGUCCUCACCGUCACGUUCGCUCCGUCCCGGCUCGAGACGUACACUUCGAAACUGGAGGUAGUGCUGGAGAUGCCACCCGGGAUGAAGUCGGUGAAGAUGGUGUUCAGGCUGCACGGGGAGAGCUGCAUCCCGGAGGUGAGGAUCACGGCGCCGGGCAGCAAGACGGACGAGGGCAACACGCUCGUGGCAUUCGAGCCGACGAUACUGGAGCAAGUCAGGUCCCGCCAGUUCUCGCUGUGCAACGCCGGAGCUGUGCCGUGCAAGGUUUUUAUGGAGCUCCCGAGAAUCAGUGGAAAUGUUUUCUCUGUCCACCCUGUUGAGGAUUCAAUGCACAGUGUUCUUUUUUUGAUUAAAAAUGAGCCCGUGCAGAACACCACGAUCAUCGCCUUGAACCCCGGGGAAUCGGCGGCAUUCAGCGUCAGCUUCCAGCCCCGCGAGGCGGGGUUGUUCGAGGCCGUCCUGAAGCUGUACGUCGUGGACAACCCGUUUGAAAACAUGAGGGUGGUGCUCCGGGGACGCGGCUACCGGGAAGACGUCACGCUCGAGGGCGCGAACAUCGAGCCUCUCGUGGCCGGCGACGACGACGAACCUUCCAGCGUUCAGGGCUACCACCUCGAUCUCGGGCGCUGCAACAUCGUCAGAGCUGUGAGUGUGGAUUUCAAGGUGGUUAACCACUGCGGGAUGAGCACCUACCGCUUCGAGUGGAAGCCCCGUCCGAACGUGAAAAUAGUUCCGCACGCGGGUCACUUGGCUCCGAGCACAUCCACGGACUGUGUUUUCAGCUUCAGCACUUCAGAACCCGUCUCCUUUGACAAGGUUGCAAUUGAAUGCGUUGUAGCGAAGAUCAAUAUUUUGGAUGUUUACAAGCGAUCACAUUGGGACAGUCAGCAGGUGGUUGCAAAAUGGUCGAGAGAAGUUGACAGUAGCAUCAGUUCAGAAAUAUCUCUUGGACUGAAAAAUGCCUCUGCUGGAAAUGAUUUCAACAGCUUUGAUAACAGCGAGGACCAGCGGGUGGUCUUGUCAACGAGUGAGCCCGAGCAUGAGGUGGUUGCUGGUAGCGCGAGGUCUGUUUUCCUGCUGGUCUCUGUGACUGCUGACUACGCCAAGUGUGCUUGCAGUGUGGGGGAAGUACUGUUCAAGGACACACUUAUGUUCAAGAACCGUGUGUUCGAACUGGAGCUGGUGAACACUGGCGUGGUCCCCGCGGACUACGAGUGGGUUGUGACGGUGGGCGACCGCCCACCUGCGCUCCACAGCCCGGCCGCGGCAUUGCCGCCCUCGCUGCCUCUUCGACCACUCUCGGCGACAUGCUCGCGCUCCCGGCCACGCUCCGGCCGGAAGACUGCUCGACCUCUCACUGGUAGAGAGCCGCUCGUGGACACCACACUGCCCAAGGCGGCGGUGCGAUCAAGCGAUGCUUCAGCGUCCUCCCCCAGAAGCAUUGUUGUUUCUUCGCACGGGGACGACUACAUCCCCUUCAGCGUGGAGCCGGGCAGGGGCGUGCUGAUGCCCGGCGAGACCUUGGCAGCGAGGGUGACGUUCUCGCCGUUCGACACUCACGAGCACAGGGCGACUCUGGAGUGCCUGAUCCCCGGCUCGGACCCGGGCCAGGGGCGCGUGCAGGUGGCGCUCUGCGGGCGGGGGCUGAUGCCGUACUGCCACCUGGAGGUGGAGCAGUCGGACUACCUGAGCGGCGGCCGUCGCGACCCGGCUCUGCCCUCCCCCGUGGUGCCGCUGGAGUCCGGCACCUGCACCGUCGAGCUGGCCGUCCUGGGCGUGGGGGCCACCUGCACCAAGGAGUUCUACAUUGUCAACCCAACAGAACAAAAUUAUGCGUUCUUUUGGCGCAAGGAUUUUCCUUCCUCGACGAACUUGGUGGAGCCAAUUGUUUGCCACACGCCGCAUGGCUUCUUAGAGAGCGGCAAGAAGAUACAAGUCUCGUUCAGUUUUACAGCGGCAGACGUCGGAGUGUUUGAGUCGUUCUGGACGCUCACCAUUCCACUGUUUGACGUCCAGACGUUGUUUCUGCUCGUCGGCAUAGCCAAGGAGCCUUCGGUUUACUUUCUGAAAGCUCACGUGAACUUGCAGCCAACAGUCAAAGGUGUGAAGACACAGACAGACUUUGUUCUUGUAAACGAUGAAGACAUCGCUUUGAGUUUUAAUUUUGUAAGUGAAUCCUUAUUUUCCGAUGGACGUGCUGAGAAGUUGAACGUACAACCAGUUGCUGGUGUUUUAUCCCCGAUGAGCGAACAGAAAAUGAGUGUGGAUUACGUGCCAGCAAUGCCAGGGGAGCGACUGUUCUCGCUGAAAUGCAAAGUGGAGAAGUUGAGAAACCCACUGGAGAUCAGCGUUCUAGCCAUGUGUUAUAGCGUGGAGCCACUGAUCUCCUGGCAAGAUGUGGACUGCAAGAAACACAAGCUCCAUCUCACUGGAGACAAUGUACUUGACUUCAAAGAAGUGUCUUCACGUCAGUCCACCAACAUAACAUUUAGAAUUGUGAAUUCUGGAAAGAUUUCGUUUUGCUAUCAGUUCAAGUAUGAUGAAGAUAAACUACGCGUCAGUGGCUUCCAGCUGCAAUUCACCGACAAAGGUGGCAGAGUUGCACCGUACAGUCACGUAGCUGUCACAGUCUCGUGCACAGCAUUCAAAGAUAGAAAUUUGGAUGACUUUAAAGUUUAUCUGGAGAUAAGGGGAGGUCCAACGUACAGAAUGCGAGUUCGGGCAAAAUCUGUUUGCUUGCACUUCCAAUUCAGUUUCUCCAAAUAUGAUUUUGGCCCAUGCAUCAUUCAAAACCAACACAAACAAAAUUACAAGAAGGAGCUUGUGUUUAAGAACAACGAAGAAACAUCUUCACUUCUGUUGGAGUGUAAAUACGAGAGCACUCCUCACCUUGACGUGUCCAAGACGAGCCGCCCGGUCCCGGCGGGACAGUCCACAACUGUUAGCAUAUGCUUCAGUCCUGUCGAAGCUAGGAAAUAUUGUGAAACUAUUGUGUUUGUCGUCAAUGGCAGCAUACAGAAGGAGAUACAGGUUUCUGGGGAGGGCACAGAAUUGAAGGUGCUGCUGGUGAACAGCCAGCACAGGACGACCGUGCUGGGGGCGCUGCAGGCGGGCCAGGUCGCAGUGAAGCACGUCCCUGUCGUGAACAAGAGCAAGGUGGCGGCCAGGAUGGACUUCUGCCUCGAAGACCCGCCGGCCGAUCUGUCCGGCACCCUGAAGGUUGUGCCCAGCGCUCCCAUCACCAUGCAGCCGGGGGAAGUCGUCAGGAUGAGCGUUAUAUUUGCUCCGACCAAGACAAUCAAACCAUUUUCCCAAAACAUUCUGAUGCAGUGCAACAAGCAAAGUCAACCCCUUUUCACGGUGAAGGGAAGUUGUGUGGGCUACGAGUUUGUGUUGGAUCGCACGUACUUGACAUUUGGAGCCGUGACGGAGGGCUGCUCUUCCACCCUGAAGCUAGUGCUCUCUAAUGUUGGCGACCUUGGAUCUAGGUUCUCUUGGAAAAAAGAUGCGUGUGAUGAAAACUUCACCAUCACCCCGGAAACGGGCUACUGCUCCCCCGGAUGUGUGGUCACUUUCACCGUGGUCUUUCAUCCUCGGCAGCAGAUACUGAACAUCCGCUCUCAGGUGCAGUGUGAAAUAGAGAAUCACAGCUUGCUGUCAGUCGUCUUGUCUGGCAGUUGCGUCGCGGUGCCUCAGCCCAAGGAGGCAGUGAACUUCGUCUGUGCGGUCCGGCAGCGAGACAGGAAGAACGUGACUGUUUCCAACAAGACGAGCCACGCCUGGCAGCUGUACCCCCAGGUGUCGGGGGACUUCUUCUCGGGCGCCGACAUCCUGACCGUCCCGCCGCGCUCCACCGAGCCGUACGAAGUGACUUACGCUCCGCUCACCAUGACGCACGACUCUCCGCACUCCGGGUCGGUGCUGUUCUGCCUGCCCGACGGGACGGCGGUGCUCCACGCCCUGCGGGGCUCCGCCCGGCCCCCGCCGCCCGAGGCCAGGCUCGCCCGAGACGUCUCGUGCAAGACGGACCACGCGGAGCUGCUGCCCGUCACCAACUGGCUCCAGCGGGCGCAGCGGUUCGCCGUCGCCACCUCGCUGGUCCGGACCGAGAAGUACGACCCGCUCUUCUCCGUGUCGGGCAGCGACUACCUCGACGUGCCGGGGAACUCCACGCGGGACUACAGGCUGGUGUUCAACGUCCAGAGGGAGUGUGUGGCCUUGUUCAAGGUGACUUUCACUAACGAAGACACGGGUGACUUUCAGUUCUACGAAUUGACACUGAAAGUGGGAAAGUGUGGUCCCCUGAUGACUAUACAAAUGAAAACAUUUGUUCGUGUCCCAACGUCGUACAAGCUAAGCCUGAAAAAUCCUCUGCCGCAGAAUGUCGUGUACGCCAUUUCAUGCUCCGCUCAAGAAAUUACAUAUCCAGCGAAGAUCAGCGUUCCUGCUAAGAGUCUUAAGCACGUGACUCUGGAGUACCUGCCCCUGCUGCCGGGGGACAGCCGUGCGUCCCUGGAGGCUGUCUGUGGCGAGCUCGGGUCGUUCCCCUACGAGCUGCAGCUGCAGGCGGCCGCUGCCCCGGCCGAGAAGCCCCUCUCUGUGGCCGCCACGCUCGGCUCCUCCGUCGCGGUGCAGGCUGCCGUCCGCAACUACAGUCGCGCCAGGGCAGACUUCACCUGCAGCGUGAAUCAUGAUGACUUCUACACAGAGAAAAUUCUCAGCAUCUCUUCAUUGAGCACAGGAAGCGUGAAAGUGACGUAUGAACCCAGCAACCUGGGCAACGUGUCUGCUGUUCUGACCGUCUCGUCACCAACAGCAGGAGAGUUUGUAUUCCCACUUGUCGGGAAGUGCCUUCCACCGAAGCCACAAGGGCCGCUGGAACUGAGGCCAGGGGUUGGAAUUGCAAUCCCGUUCAAAAAUGUCUUCCAGGACACUAAAACUUUCAACAUGGCUGUGGACAAUCCGGUGUUCAUUCUCAAAAACCCAUCGGAAACUGUGAAAUCGAAGAAGGAAACCAAAAUUAAUGUGGGACUUCAGCCAAUGAAACACCUAAACAUCACAGACACGAGAAUGCCAGUCACUGGCAAACUGACCUUAUUUUGUUCUGACCCAUGUCUCUCCAGCAUAGUUUGGACCUACUACUUAAAGGGCAUUCUGGAGUAGCAAAUAAAAAACCAGCAAUGUAACUAUUGUAACUAUUAAAAAUAUUUAAUAAAAAUUUUCCUCUGC
This is a messenger RNA of Bacillus rossius redtenbacheri, 15682 nucleotides long. RefSeq names its product hydrocephalus-inducing protein-like. The transcript is spliced from 82 exons. Bases 401 to 15616 code for a protein of 5071 amino acids. Gene Ontology annotation, biological process: axonemal central apparatus assembly; cilium movement. NCBI's taxonomy places the organism in Eukaryota, Metazoa, Arthropoda, Insecta, Phasmatodea, Bacillidae. The record is from RefSeq and is a predicted model, not a curated record. Gene Ontology annotation, cellular component: axoneme.